Thecamonas trahens ATCC 50062 is the source of this 6414-nucleotide messenger RNA. RefSeq names its product U5 small nuclear ribonucleoprotein helicase. The transcript has 2 exons. Gene Ontology annotation, molecular function: ATP binding; nucleic acid binding. Bases 1 to 6414 code for a protein of 2137 amino acids. NCBI's taxonomy places the organism in Eukaryota, Apusomonadida, Apusomonadidae. Gene Ontology annotation, cellular component: nucleus. The record is from RefSeq and is a predicted model, not a curated record.
AUGUCGCCGCUCAUCUUCAAGAACUACGAGUACCGCGGCAAUGAGAAUGUGGUACUUAUUUCGUCGACACGGCGGCGGCGCGACCCGGACGAGCCGACGGGCAUUCCCGAGUCACUCCGUGACCAUAUGGGCGGCACGCGGAUGGGUGAUAGAGCUCUGAGGGUUCGCCCUCGGGAAGUGGAAGAGAAGCUGGCAAAGUUGCGGAGGAAGAAGGCUCGUCGUGCUCAGCAUGGCCGCUCAUCAUUGUCAUCAGCUGCUGCUGCUCAAGCCGGCGGCGCCUCCGCUACUGCCGCGGGCAAGCUCUCGUCGGCUCCGGCCGGUUCAGCUCGGUCACGGGCUUUUGACCAGCUGCUGGCGCUUCUGGCUCCGCUCUUUCCGCCAGUCUCGCAUGAUGUGCUCAUUUCCGCCGCCGACGAGGUUGUGGCCGUCUUUCACGACGAGGAGAUCGCACCGGCCGCCCGUCCGGCGCUUCUGGCGGACAUUGUUGGCUCGGCCAUGCCGGGCGAGACGCUGACGACCAUCGAGGGCCUUGUCUCCCGCCACAUGCCUGCACCCAAGCCGGCACCGGUCGGCCCGCAGGCGCCGGCCGCCAUGGACCUUGCGGUCGUGGCCCAGGACGACGACGACGAGUACUCGGACGACGGCGGGUACUCGUACUCGUACUCAUACUCGGACGACGGUGGCGCAGGCGGGGCCGGCGAGAGCGGCGGCUCUGGACUGGCACCGAUGGCGGUCGUCGACGGCACGCCGCAAAUGCCCGCGCCGGUCGCCGGCGGCACUCUCACGUACUCGAUGGAUCCGACAGCCAUCACCCGAGGCUCGCUCCUCCGCGACGUAGCCGAGGCCAUGGACAAGCACCCGGACGCAGUGGCGGCGACAGUCGACCACGUCCUCGACAUCCUCAGCGACUCAAUCUCCAGCCGCGAGGCCGAGAACCGGCUCUCCCAGGCUAUUGGGCGAUCGCCGGGCGCCGUGGCGCUCACACGCAAGCUGGUCUCCAACGCCCGGCUCGUCACCCACGUCAUCGCGCUUUGCGAUGCAGACUCGACGGCGGCCCGGCAAGAGGUGUUGAAGGCGAUGGUGGCUGCGCCGGACCUUGCGCCGGCGUACCCGCUGCUGGCCAAGGCCAACCCGGACUUUGUGCUUGAAGGCGGCGAGGCGGCAGCGGCGGCGGCGGCGGCGGCAGCGGCUCCGGCCGCAGGCGGGCGGCAGCCGAGGCGGCUGGACCUUGCGUCGCUGGCGCAGGCGCCGCCGUCGUCGCAAGUCCACGGAACUUCGACGACGCUACCGGCGACAGUCAAGCGGAUUCAGUCUCGGUACUCAGAGGAGAUCAUCAUUCCGGCCCCGGCGCCGCCGCAGGUUGACGCCAACGCGCUUGUCCCGAUCGCUUCGCUCCCCGAGUGGGUUCGGCCGUGCUUCCCGGGCAUGACCUCGCUCAACCGGAUCCAGUCGAAAGUGUACCCGACGGCGUUCAACAACGAGUCGCCGGCCGGAGGCAACCUGCUCAUUUGUGCGCCGACCGGCGCCGGCAAGACCAACAUUGCCGUCCUCACCAUCCUCAACACCAUUGCCAAGUACCGCAAUCCGGCGACAGGCGUCAUCGACACGUCGGCGUUCAAGGUGGUGGUCACCUCACCGAUGAAGUCGCUUGUUGCUGAGCAGGUGCAGUCAUUUUCGGCGCGGCUCGCCCCGCUGGGUAUCACUGUUGCCGAGCUGUCGGGAGACUCGUCGCUGGCGGCGUCGCAGCUGGCGGCAACGUCGGUCAUUGUGGCGACGCCUGAGAAGCUCGACGUGCUCUCGCGCAAGGGCCGGCUCCUCGACAUGGUCCGGCUCCUCAUUAUCGACGAGGUCCAUCUUCUCCAUGAUGAGCGCGGCGCUGUGCUCGAGGCGCUGGUGGCGCGGACGCUGCGGCUCGCAGAGGAGACACAGAACCCGACGCGGCUGGUCGGCCUCUCGGCGACGCUGCCCAACUACCGCGACGUGGCGCACUUUCUGCGGGUUGACGCCUCCUCGGGCCUCUUUUACUUUGACGCGACGUACCGGCCGUGCCCGCUGCAGCUCUCGCUGGUGGGCAUCUCAGCCAAGAAGCCGCACCAGCGCCUCAAGCUCGAGAACGAGAUUGUGUACACCAAGGUGGCAGACCAGGUGAGCGCCGGGCACCAGGUCCUGGUCUUUGUCCAUGCCCGCAAAGGCACGCUUGCCACGGCACAGGACAUUCUCGACCGGGCUGAGGACGCCGGCCUCCUCCCAACCUUUGUGCCGCCGGAUUCUGCGUCACGUGUCAUUCUUGCGGACGAGGCCGAGGCAUGCUCGUCGCCGGCGCUUGCGUCUCUGCUGCGGGCCGGCGUCGGCGUUCAUCACGCCGGCAUGCCGCGCGAGCACCGCUCGCUGGUGGAGAACUUGUUUGCCGGCGGCCACCUGCGGGCACUGGUGGCGACCGCGACGCUGGCGUGGGGUGUCAACCUCCCUGCGCACGCGGUCAUCAUCAAGGGCACGUCGGUGUACUCUGCUGCUGCCGGAGCCUUUGUCCCGCUCUCGGGCCUGGACAUCAUCCAGAUGCUGGGGCGUGCCGGCCGGCCGGCGUACGACACGUUUGGCGAGGGCGUAGUCAUCACCACGCACCCAGAGCUCUCGCACUAUGUCUCGCUCCUCUCGUCGCAGCUCCCGAUCGAGUCGCAGCUGCUCCGGCGGCUGCCGGACCUUCUCAACGCCGAGCUUGUGCUCGGCUCACUGACCUGCCGUGACGACGCGGUCGAGUGGCUCGGCUACACUUACCUGUUUGUGCGGCUGCUGCAGAGCAUGCCGAAUGAGCGCGAGAGCGACGCAAGCCUUGAGGCCUACCGUACUGACCUUGCCCACUCGGCGCUGUGCGAGCUCCACGACCUUGGUCUGGUGCGGUACGACGCGCGGUCUGGGAGCGUGGCGCUGACGCCGCUGGCGCGGAUCGCCGCGCACUUUUACGUGACGCCGGCGUCAGUGGCGGCGUACGCGAGCGCGCUGCACCCGCAGCUCUCCGACCUUGACCUGCUGCGGGUCUUUGCCGGCUCGGCCGAGUUCAAGUACAUGCCGGUCCGUGCCGACGAGCGGCCAGAACUCGUCAAGCUCCUCGACAAGGUGCCUGUGCCGGUCAAGGAGUCUGCAGACGAGCCGCUGGCCAAGGUCAACGUCCUACUGCAGGCGUACAUCUCGCGGCUGCCGCUGACGGGCUACGCACUUGCGGCAGACAUGGUGUACAUUGCCCAGUCUGCGGCUCGGCUCAUGCGGGCGCUGUUCGCGAUUGCGCGGACCCGCAAGUGGGCGCGGCUGUCAGCGUCACUGCUUGAGCUGUGCGCGGCAGUCGACCGGCGGCAGUGGCGGUCGUUCUCGCCGCUCCGCCAGCUGCCCGGCCUUGUCGAGCCGGAGCUUGUGGCCAAGCUUGAGCGGCGCGACUUUGAGUUUGAGCGGCUGUACGAUUUGUCGCCGCAAGAGCUUGGCGAGCUUGUGCGUGUGCCCAAGGCUGGCAAGCCACUGUACAAGGCGGUGCACUCGUUCCCGCGACUCGAAGUGAGCGGAGCGCUGCAGCCACUCACCCGCUCGCUGCUCAAGAUCGACCUCGUCCUCACGCCCGACUUUCGAUUUGCCCGCGAGCUCCACGGCAACUCACUGCGGUUCUGGCUGUUUGUAGAGGAUGCCGACGGCGAGGCGCUGCUCCACUCGGAGGAGAUUGUUCUCCGGGCGGACGAUGCUGAGCUGGAAGUCAGCUUUACUGUGCCUGUCUUUGAGCCCGCGGCGCCGCAGUACUUUGUGCGGGUCAUGGCUGACCGGUAUCUUGGGGCGAGCACGGUGCUGCCGAUUGCGCUCGCCGGACUGGUGCUGCCAGCCAAGUUUGAGGCGCCGACCGAGGUGCUGGAUCUUGCGCCGGUGGCGACGGCGGCGCUCCGGGUGCCGGCCUUUGUCUCGAUGUACGAGGCGCGCGGCAUCCACAGUCUCACGCCGCUUCAGUCGCAGGUCUUCCCCACGGCUUGGGAUACCGACGCGUCGUUUCUGUUUGCUGCGCCGCCGGGCGCGGGCGCGACUACCGUGGGCGAGCUUGUCAUUCUGCGUGCGCUGGUGACGGCGCCUGCCGGCGCGCCGGCGCAAGUGGCGGUUGUUGUUCCGCACGCGUCUGCGCUCGACGCGCUCUACCGCGAGUGGUCGGCGACGCUCGGCGGCUCGCUCGGCCGAGUCGUCUCCAAGCUCUCCGGCGAGGUGACGAGUGAUCUGAAGAAGCUGGCGAGCUCGGACGUGACACUUGGCACGCCUGCGGCGUUUGAGGGCAUUUCGCGGCGGUGGCGGUCGCGCAAGGCGGUGUCGAGCCUCCGUGUUGUCAUCUUUGACGACGUGCACUGCCUCGGCGACCCGGACGUGGGCCCGACGAUGGAGGUGCUUGGCUCACGGCUGCGGUACAUGGCAGCCGAGCUCAACUCAGGCCUGCGGUUUGUGGCGCUCGGCGCGUCAGCAGCGGAUGCGUCGGACAUCGGGUCGUGGCUGGGCAUGGACCGCGAGCGUGUGUUCAACUUUGCCAUGUCAGCGGCGGCGCGGACGCUACGGGUGACGGCAUUCGACGAGCGGGCGUCGUCCAAGCUGGUGUACAAGGCGAGCGCAGGCGAGGCCGCAACCGGCACACAGAGCCUGGUCUUUGUGCCGGGUGUGCGACAGGCGCGGCUGCUUGCGCUUGAGCUUGUUGCGCUUGCGAGCGCGCGCGAGGGCGGGUAUGCGCCGGACGAGGCGGCGCUGGCGGGGCCUGCAGGCGAGGUGCGGAGCAAGUUGCUUGCGGCGGGCGGUGUAGAGGAGGAGCCCGGCCUGGUGGUGGCGCUGAGCGCAGGUGUCGGAUUCAUGCACCCGGGCAUGGCGGCGUCUGCACGUGCUGUGGUCGACGAGCUGUACGCGCGGCGACUGGUGAGCUGCGUGGUGGUUGUGGGCGAGCAGGUGACGGCGCUGCCGCGGCGGAUGAUGGCGGGCCUGGUGGUGGUGGCCGGGACCGGGAGCUACGGAGUGACCAGUGUGCUCAAGAUGGUGGGCCGUAGCACGGGUGCGGCGCAUGUGCUGACGACUGCGGCAAAGCACAGCUACUACGCGCACUUUCUCACGCACGCGCUGCCUGUCGAGUCAGCGCUGGCGGACGCGUUUGCGUCGCCGCUAGUGGCGGAGCUUGCGGUCGGCUCGCUGGCGACCAAGGCCGACGCGGUCGACUGGCUGACGUGGACGCUGCUGUACAAGCGUGUGGCGCUCAACCCCAACUACUACGACGUGGCGAGCGCGACGCCCGGUGACAUCUCGAUCUUCCUCUCGGACACUGUGGAGAACGCGGUGGAGGAGGCCGUCGAGUCACGUGCGGUGAGCGUGGGCGACGACGGGCUGAGUCUUGUGCUCGCCAAUCCGGGCGCAAUUGCCUCGUUCUACAACCUCUCGCUGCGGACGGUCGGCUUGUUCACGGCGGCGGCGCGGAGCGACCUUGCGCUCGUGCCGCUGGUCUCGGUCCUCUGCGGUGCAGAGGAGGUUGUGGCUGCGGUGAAGAGCCGUCGGGGCGAGGGCAAGGCGCUUGGGGCACUGUGGGAGGCGCUGCCGGCCAAGGCCAAGGCGGCGGGCAUGCCGCGGCUGGAAACGGCGCACGGCAAGGCUGUGGCGCUGGUGCUGGCGCACUUUUCACGACAAGCGCUCCCGCCGCAGCUCGCCAACGAGCAGCGGGCGGUUGUGGCCGCGGCGCGGCGGUGUGUGUCUGCGCUUGUGGACGCUAUGGCUUCUGCGGGCUUCCUCGCGCCGACGCUGGCGGCGAUGGACAUUGCCAAGUCGCUGGCGAUGGCGGUGUGGGCCGACGACUCGGAGCUACUCCAGCUACCGCAUGUCGAUGACGCGGUGGUGGUGCGGCUGUCGAACGCUGGAGUGGCGUCGGUCGACGACCUCAUGGAGAUGGAUGACGACGACCGGCUCAAGGCGCUGCAGCUGGAGGGUGAGCGGCUGGGCGAGCUGGCGGCUGCGGCCAACGCGCUGCCGGCGCUGGACCUCAAGGCGGAGGCGAGCGGCCCGCACGAGGUCGUCGUUGUUCUCGAGCGCGACGAGGAAGACGACGACGACGACGAGGCCGGCGACGACGGCCCGGUCAUCGCGCCGUUCUUCCCGGGCACCAUCCUCAGAGCCGGCUGGUGGGUGGUGGUCGGCGACGCGAGCGGCAAGGCCGUGCUUGGCAUCAAGAAAACGACGGCGGUGGGCAAGCCGGUGAGAGUGCCGGUGGCGGCGUCAGCGGCAAGCACGGCGUCGGUCUUUGCGGUCUCGGACGUGUACAUGGGCGUCGACCUCGAGGUUCAAAUUGCAGUGCAGCCGGCAGCGGCAGUCGUGACCUCAGCCGGCGACGGCGACGACGAGUACGAGUACGAGUCGUACGAAGACGAUGAGUAA